This is a messenger RNA of Phlebotomus papatasi, 1265 nucleotides long. It is a transcript of the gene Tim8, whose product is annotated as mitochondrial import inner membrane translocase subunit Tim8. The transcript has 2 exons. NCBI's taxonomy places the organism in Eukaryota, Metazoa, Arthropoda, Insecta, Diptera, Psychodidae. The record is from RefSeq and is a predicted model, not a curated record. The coding region runs from base 96 to 371 and encodes 91 amino acids.
UCUCUUCUCUCUCAAAAUUUUAUUCUGUCAAUUUUUAGCUAAAAUAAUUUCAUAAGCCACACGAUUUCCCUGCAAUUUACCUACCUUUAACAAAAAUGAGUGAAUUCGAUAGAGCAUCCAGUUCAAAGUCUGCUGUGGACUCUGAACUGCAGGAUUUCAUUCUGGUUGAACGACAAAAAGCUCAAGUAAAUGCACAGAUCCAUGAAUUCAAUGACAUCUGCUGGGACAAGUGCGUAGACAAGCCAAGCAAUAAACUGGACGGAAAGACAGAAUCUUGCUUAUCGAAUUGCGUGGACAGAUUCAUCGAUACAUCCCUUCUGAUAACAAACCGAUUUGCCCAGAUCCUCCAGAAGAGCCAAGGAGGACUCUGAAGCACCAUUUGAUAGACUUUACGAUGUAGGUGAUUGGACACAUUGGAGGAGUCUUUAGUACAGGACACAAUUCCGCAAAAUUACCUUCCCUGGCGGGCCCCAAUGAUCCCAGAAAGCCCUGGACUAGUUCCUCUGAAGAAUAAAAUAAAAAUAGAUUCUUGAGAAUAUUCAAAUUUCAAGGGGGUAGCCAGUUUGAAAAAAUGUGAAGUUUCUUCUCAUUUGGUCUCAUUCUUGCAAUUUUUCUAACUCAUUUGAAGUAAUUACUAAAAAAAAUUCUUAGUGCACUAAAAAAAAAUGAGAACUAUACAAAAUAGGGUAAGUGUACCAAAUUCCGGCCAGCUUGCAAUUUCGGCCAUCUUUUUUGUUCCUCGAAUUUACAUGAACUUUUAGAUUUUACGUUACUCUAGAGAUUAUACAAUGCAAAAAAUAACAAAAAAAUGUAGCUUCAACAAACGAUAUAACAUGAGAAAGAUAUUGGAAGAAUUCCCGAAGGACACGGAACUAUGAGAAUGAACGUGGCCGAAAUAGAGCACCAAAGCUAUGUAUGUCUAUAUUUUUAUUUAUUUUAAAAUGUUCCAAGAAUGAUUUUAGAGUAAAUAAAGACGGUAAACUGUCUACAAGGUUCCCAGCAACACUGUUUCAGAAGAAAGAAUAAAAAAAAAAUCAAUUUGAAUUUAAAAUAUUACAUUUCAAAAUUCAAACUUGAGACUUUGACGCUUGCAUGCAACUAUGCCGAAAUUUGGCACACUUACCCUAAGUCACCGAUUUUUAAUUUGCAUUGAACUAAGAUAUGUAAAGCCCGUAUAAUAAUGUUGCUUUACUUUUACAGUUUUAAAUUUUAAUUAUUUAUAGCAGUUCAUAAAAAGAAUCAAUUAAUUUCGUCAGUUAAAUCAG